This is a messenger RNA of Cylindrotheca closterium, 582 nucleotides long. The record is from the annotation of a GenBank genome assembly. NCBI's taxonomy places the organism in Eukaryota, Bacillariophyta, Bacillariophyceae, Bacillariales, Bacillariaceae.
AUGUCAUUUUUGGAAGGAAUAAUAUCAUCGUGGUCUUCACUUCUUCAGAGUCUAUGGAAGGCUCUUGGUUUUGAGGGAAAGGAAGGGUCCUUGCUUAUGUUGGGUCUAGACAAUGCAGGAAAAACGACCCUACUUCAUCGGCUUCGAACGGGUGAUGUCAGAUCCUUUCCACCCACCGAUAGGCCACACAUGACUGAAAAAUUUGAAUGCAACGGAAUCACCUUCCAAGCCUGGGACAUGGGUGGCCAUGAAGCAGUGCGUCACUUGUGGGAAGAUUAUGUCUGUGAAUGUAGUGCUGUCUUAUUCCUCGUAGAUUCAGCUGACAAAGGACGACUGGAGGAGGCAGCCUUUGAAUUGGAUGCCUUGAUUGGAGAAAAAAUUGUGGCGGAUGUUCCCGUUGCGAUCAUGUGCAAUAAGUGCGAUCUGGACGAGGCUUUGUCAUCGAAAGAAAUUGAGGAAGGACUCCAUUACCAGGAGCUUCAGAAGAUGCAGGGAGAGGAGAAUAUUGCCAUGUUUCGUAUAUCAGUUCUGAAGGGAGAAGGUUACCAAUCUGCUUUUCGAUGGGUGGCCAAAUUCCUGUGA